ACAUUUUUUUACUCCCUUGCCAGAUCAUCCUGAUCUGGAAAAUGGUGUGCCCUAUGGUCGUGGUUUUGACUGUACUCUUUGUAGUUUCUUUAAAUAGUGUAGUCAAUUGUGUCAAACCUGGUUUGUUAUUCUCUUUUUGUAAACGACUUUGCAGUAACAAGAAGACAUGCUACAAUAAAAAGAAUAUUACAACUAUAAUUACACAAACUUGAAGAGUGGGGUUGUCAAACAUGGUUUUCUUUUUCAACCUAAAAGCAAAAUGCAUUCUAUUGUCUAGACUGACUAAUAUUGCCGAACAUUCCCUUAGGCUGCAAUGUAAUAAGUGGUCUCCAACACAAUCAAAUCAUCUAUAUUCAUGUUUAUUUAAAAUACCAAAACCAUAAUGUUGAACCGAAUUACGUUAUAGGUAUUUGAAAUUACAGUAUACAUCAGCUGUUUUUGUAUCUCAAAAGUAAUCAUUAAUGAUGAAUAGAAACUAUCUACGAUGAUGUGUGGAUUUAUAAAAGUUAGGAUCAUCUAUAAUGAUGGAAGAACAGAUGACUGUAAGGCGGAGAGGACUUGUAAAGAAGCAUGUUGGAGUGGAUUACGAAGUUUGGAAGUGGAAAGAGAACUUAGAGCAGUCGAGAAGAGGAGCUAAACGUGUUACCAAGAAAGAAGUUAAGGAAUUUGCUCUGGAAGCUUACAAAAUGGCAGGAGUAAAUAAUUUCAAGGCAAGUGACGGGUGGUAUCGACGUUGGAGGGUGAGAUGGCAACUUCCAAAUAUUGUUAAAUCAAUGGGUAAAAGUGCCGAUGAAGAUGUGAGCCAGAAUAUUUACAGAUCCCAAGUGCUGACUGAAAGCAAUUUUGAUACAAAUGACAAAGAAUUGCUACACAUGGAAAAAGAAAUAGAUGUUCAAGAAGGUCCUUUGCUUACUGAUGGAGAAGAUGGUGAUAAUGUGAAUUCUGCAAAGAAAUUAAAAAUUCAGACAGGAAACUGUCAACUAUCAUUUUAUAAUAGUGACAUAUUUGACUUAGCAAACUCAGAAGAACUCAUUAAAACAGAUAGAAAUAUAGAUACUAACCUAGCUCAGAAUAAAACCGAAUUGUCUAUCUCUAAAUCAAACUUUUCCACUGGUAACAUUAACAUUUCCUUUGUUGAGAAUAAGGGACAAGAAUCGCCAAAACAGAAUACUGAUAAUAGUUCUGUGGGAAUUAACCCUAAGGACAAAAAUAAUGUAAUUUCAUCACAUUCCACUUCUUUACAUGUUAAUUCUGCUACUAGAGAUAUAGGUAAACGUGACUGCAAUGUAACGAAGAAGGAUAUACUCAACACCAGUUAUUCCAUAUAUAAAAAGCCAAUUGUACAUCAUCAUGAAAAAGUCUUGAGCACAUCAGACGUAGUUGAGCCACAGUUUCAAACGACAACAUCUAAUGAAAAUAACGAAAACUCUGUGAAAGGAUUGUCAAGCAACUCAAACAGUGCAAAAAUAGAUGAACUGACAAUUGAUAAAAAAGGACAAGAUUUUUUGUGGACAUUCAUUGAGGGGAGCUCACAAUCUAAUAAUGGAACUGCACUCUCUUCCUCAGGUAAAAAAAGUGAUGCGUGUUAUGAUACAUCUUCACUGUAUGAUCAGAGUGGAUUGACCUUUGAAGACCAUGAUCUGUUUUGUGACUCCUGUGAAGACUUCCAUCCCCGUACCCAAGCCAUGCAGCAGAGUUGCCAGAAACAUAAGAAAGUUGUUAAAGAAAAUUCACUGUUAAGUAGUGUUUUAGAUAAAAAGAAUUCAAGCACGGUUAAAAAUUCUUUGUUUAACAAAAAACAAAGUAUUAAACAUGAUAACAAAUUGAUUGAUGAAGAUAUUGGACCGAAGACUCAGAGUGUUAUACUAUCAAAGGGUAAACGAUACUUGGUCCAGUUUAAGACCAAAGUUGUAAAUUAUGCUUUAAAUCACAAUGUAAAAGAUGCUGCAAGCAAAUAUACUGUCAAUCGAGGUACUGUGUCUGAAUGGCUGGCUGAACACAAGAGGUUGUCUGGAGAGGACUCACCAAAUUUGCAUUUAAAUAAGAAUAUGUUAAUAAGUGAUGACCACGAAUUUUUAAAAUGGCUGGAAGAUUCAAAGUUUAAUCUAACAAAUGAACGUAUCAGGCAGAAAACUACGGAAUGGUUGCAACAGAAUGAAAACAAUACCAAGUGUCAAUGGCUUCGGAUGUAUGCACACAGAUUGAAUGGUACAGAAGAUACUUCUAUUAAGAAACGCUACAUUGCGUACCCUGAUGUUUUUAAACGGAUAGCUGUGUUCCAUGCCCAGACUCACUCUGUCAUGGCUGCUGCUCGAGUGUUCUGUGUGGCCAGGCGGCGGAUAUUGGAGUGGACACAGGUAUCAGGAAAAACAAGAGAGAAAGAAUCAACCGUUUCAAAUAAUGUAACAAAUGAAUUUGUAGAUAAACAGAUAUUUGAAUGGUAUAACUCUCAAGAAAUUGUUCCAUCUAGUAAACAGGUGCGUUGUAAAGCAGUAGAGCUGUACCGAGCGGCAGGACAUGAAAGGAUCCAGUGUGGGUCCCAGUGGUACUACCGGUGGCGAGCUAGGCACAAGUUACCUUCCCUUCGCAGUCAGUUAUACAGUGACACUCGACUUGUCACGUGGGUCUUGUCACAGUUGGAUCAUAACCAGACGGUCACUCAUGGUGCACUUGCAGCGCAAGCUGCUGCCUUGGGUCAUUCCAGUGUAUCAAGGGGAUGGACGUUCAGGUUCUGUAAGAAGCACCACAGACUGCUGGUAGCUCUACCGGAGCCUACAACUCCACUCCCUUCAGCAAUGGAAGUGCAGGUUUUGGAAUAUAGAGAAAACAUACAAAAUAUAGUCAAGAAUUUCAACUAUAGAGAUUUGAACAUCAUUGCGAUGGAUGAGAUACCACUACAUUUUCUUCCAAAAGAUCAGGGCAAGAAACCACUGUUGGUACGUAGGCCAGGGUUUGAGUCGUGUCAAGCUUCUCUGGUUGUCUCCUGUACAUCAGAUGGCACACUGCUACCCUCGGUGUUUGUGUUUAAAGGAGGAGUUCCAACCUGCAAGGACGAUCCUCGUGUGAUCUCAGCAGCGAGUGAAACUGGAAUGAUUUCUGAGGACAUUAUGUUGUUGUGGCUGACCAAAGUCUGCUUGAAACAAUUGCAAGGAGAUGGAGGUGUGUUAAUUACUGAUUGCUUCAAAGUCCACACCACCCAACAAAUCCAACAAGCUCUUAAGGAGAGCAAGAUUCAGCAAGCCGUUAUACCAGAGGGCUGCGCUUUCAAACUAUUGCCUGUCAUUAGAAUCUGUUUAUUGUUCAAGAGUAUGCUGGAGGAGAUGUGUCAGGUGUCCUUAGCAAACCAGAUGACAGGUCUCAAGACACCCUCCCCUGAUCAACUCUAUCAUUGGUCUGUCCGAGUACAUAAAAACUUGGCCAAGCACCAAAAAGAAAACAUACACGCUGCAUUUAAGGAGAUGCUGUUUCCAUAGAGUAGUUAACCAUAUACUUGACAAAACCAUAUGUGAUCUAAAUUAUAUAUAAAUCGUCUCCAAAUGUCACCUGUUUGGAUGCAAGUGAAAUGUUAAGAGAAAGAUUCCAGAACAUGCCUUAUAAUCAUGACACACAAAUAAUUCAUUCCUAAGAGUAUUUUAGUUUAGUAGUUUUCUCAGGUAGUUUUUACAUAGUUACAAUUUUUUUUUUAAUUUUAGAUCACUGAUAGUUGUUUUUAGAUUGUCUUUUAUCUUUGACAAUAAUAUAUUUUGAAUGUAUUUUAAUUUGAUGGAAUAUUGCCUAACCAUUUAUUUUGGUUAUUUCCAAUAUCAGAACUACUUAUUUAUAGUUAUAUUAAAUAUAUAAAAAUAUUGAGCAUGAAUGCUUGUAGAAAGAAUUGUCUGUUUUUUAGAUCUUGUAAAAUAUUUUAAUACCAAACUCAAGUUUUCAUUUUGAAAGAUUAUUUUUAUUUGAUAAAAAGUAUAUUAAUAAAGAUACAAAAAGUAAUAAAAAAGUCAGGAUUAUUUAUGUUUUGCACCAGUUAAGUGCUGAGGAAUAGCAUUGUUGAUAUAUCUGAUUUUACUGACCAUCCUGAAUUUGGUAGGUAAAUAAAAAAAUGUGUUUUUGUCAGGUUUUGUGUGAAAUUAAGCAAAACUGCAUAUGUUUUAAGAGAUUUUGUAAAUAAAUGUCCCAAGUCAAUCACGAUGUCACGAGUGGUAUAAGAUUCAAUAAAAGAUGGAAAUCAUAUAAAGACAAGCCUCAUUCUGAAAGCUCUUCAGCCGAUGACAAAUAUGUUACUAUCUGAGGAAAUACUUUAAUGUGAUAAAAUCACAUUAAAUUUAUAUUUAUGAAGAUUUAUAUUUAUGAAGUGAAAAAGAUGUGCAACAUUGGCCUUAAGCCAAGAAUGUUUUAUUGAAAAACUAUGUUAAAAAAUCUUGCUUACAAAGGAUAAGUACAGAUGUUUAAAGUGGCAUCAAAGUUUGUUACAAUACUGUUGACUAAAAACUUCUUGAAACGGUAAAUAUCAAUGGAAACUUUUUGAAAAGUGUCAUUAAUGAGGAUGAGAUGUGGGUUUAUGGGUAAAAUGUGGAAACUAAGGUCUAAUCAUUACAAUGGAGAGAAUAAUUUUUUCUAUAUUGAAACCAUUAGACGUUAGCAUGAGAUCCGUUAGGAAGGGACUUGAGCUCUGGCAAAGUUAGGAAUGGGUGCUGUAUCAUGGAAAGCACUUAUGCAUUUUACGUGUUCAGUCACAAUUACUGGACAGCAUUUGCAGGGAGAGAGUUCAAAGGGUCUUUCUAACAGUAGAAAUGGUGAUGGAAAAUUCUUAAAAGGAACAAAGUCCAAUAACUUUUUUUGUAAUUAAAUUGGUUUUAAGUUAGUUCUGGAAUUUUUCGAUCACUCUUGACAUUUAGAUUUAUUAUUAAGUACUAGUACAAUCACUAAGCAAUGUGAGGUUUUUACUUUUAGGUUUGUUUUUAACUUCUGUUUUAUUCAAAAAUAAAUAACUGUAGUGAACAUAAUGUAGAGUAUUGUUACUUUGUUACUAACCCACUUGUAUUUUAUAACUUUUCUGGUUUUUUGUUCUUGUAACAAAUUUUAUUCAGAUUUAUGUGUUGACUAUGAGAAAUAUUACAACAGUUACAGAAUUCAUUUACAAUUGUGUAAAACUCUGGUUUGUUUCAAUUUAUUCACAUUCUGCGAAGAAGGCUGACUAAGGUACUUUGAUCAUUUAAAUUUAUACAUGCAACUAUAGUAAAAUGUAUUAAUUGGUACAAUAAUUGUUGUAGACUUUUAGAAAUCCUUUAUAUCAGAUGUGUAUUGUAUCAUUCUCAAGAGAUAUUUUAUAAGUCAUGUCCUACCAGAUAAUUGGGUUUAAUUUGGUAAGAUCUGCUGUAUAGAUCACACGUAACACACAAAUAAUGGUUAUGUCAGCGUCGACUACGAGAAAAAAUCAUCAAUUUCAAUCAGUCAGUUUUUAUAGGAUUAGCGGAUUUGAUUUAAUUUAACCGUCUUUAAUUGUUGGUUUUCAAGCUAAAUAAAAAUGUGAUCUGAAGAGGAAAAAUAUUGUUUAAUAUUUUGUAACCUUUUUUAUACUCUCCCAUUUUGAUCUCCACCAAACUAUUUCAGUUAAUGAAUUUCUUUAGGGAAAGUUACUCAGUUUCACAAAAGACUAGGUUGUGAGCUUGAAUACGAGUAGAAUGAUAAUUGGAUCUUGGCUGCUAGGCUGAAACAGUCGAUGGCAAGGGCCAAUAAACCGACCCAAAAAAGACUCAAACUUAGAUAUAAGUAGAGAGUCCAAACAAAGGUACAAAAUUGCUGACAGUAAGCCGUUUUCAAUCUUCAUAUGACUCUGAGAAUGUUAUUUUUUCAAAGCCAAUCUAAUUAAUUAAAUUUUACAACACUGAUGCAUGUUAAUCUUAUUCCCACUCACUAUAACCUAAGUUUAUUAGGUUCAUAACUCGAAAGAUUUAUAUACCAGGUUUUAAAUAAUACAGCUUUUACAACAUGCAUACUUCUUAAAUCAAGAAAAAUUGUCAAGUUUUAGAGGAAACCUCUACUUAAAUCCAAAUUUAUCUUUGAUUUUUUAUAGUGCAAAUAUUGAGUUUUUACAAUUCUACCAGGAUAUUAACUGUUGUAUCCCCAGUAGUAGCAAAAAUCAGCUGUUCAUUGCAUUGUACUUUUAAAUUUAAUAAUUUUACAAACACUACAUUGUUUAUUCUUGAUAUUGUUGAAGUUUAGCCAGUUUAUUGUUAUAAUACAAGCCAUAUCAUUACAAGCCUGGCCGUUUUAGUUUAUUAUUUAUUAAUGAAGUAAAGAAAUCUCAAUUAAUAAUUUUAAUACUAUUGUUAUUGCAAAAAGUCAUCUAUACUCAUGUGAAGUUUAAACAAUAUAUCCUAGUUGUAUUAAACAACAGUUUAUUUGCUACAACCUAGGCUUGCAAUAAUUAUGUCUUAUACUAUACUUACGUUUAUGAUUUCUUGCAUGGAAUGCUGCACAAAAUAAAAUGAAUAAUAAUCAUAGUACUUAUUUAAUGAUGUAGUUUCAUGAAUAGUGUUCAAAGCUCGUAAAAUGGUUUCCUUCCAGUGUUUGUGUAACAACUCGCACUAGAAAAAACCCCAUUUUCCCCCACUGAUUGUGAAAUAUACAUUAUAAUAUAAAAUUUAAUUUUAAUGUAACAAUCAAGAAGUUUUCAUCAAAUUUAACGUAAUAAUUUUUUGACUGUCCAUUAUUUGUUUAGGUAGUAUUUUUUGAAAUGUUGUACUGUAUGUUAGAUAUUCAAUACUGUAUUAGCAACAUGUUAUAUUCAAUAUUGUACGUAUGUAGAAUGAGGCAUAGAUUUAAUAAAGUGGAUCAUGGACUCAUAAAGGAUGUAAUCAUU
Molecule: messenger RNA, 6853 nt
Organism: Homalodisca vitripennis (glassy-winged sharpshooter)
Lineage: Eukaryota; Metazoa; Arthropoda; Insecta; Hemiptera; Cicadellidae
Exons: 14
Coding region: 522-3473 (983 amino acids)
Molecular function (GO): sequence-specific DNA binding
Source: RefSeq, a predicted model, not a curated record